This is a messenger RNA of Cynocephalus volans (Philippine flying lemur), 2650 nucleotides long. It is a transcript of the gene ANKRD23, whose product is annotated as ankyrin repeat domain 23. The transcript is spliced from 9 exons. The record is from RefSeq and is a predicted model, not a curated record. The coding region runs from base 44 to 964 and encodes 306 amino acids. Lineage: Eukaryota; Metazoa; Chordata; Mammalia; Dermoptera; Cynocephalidae. Gene Ontology annotation, molecular function: protein binding.
GUUCAGCUCCUGUCACUGGGGGAUGUGAAGAACAGGGGGGACCAUGGACUUCGUGAGCAUUCGGCAACUGGUAAGUGGAGAAGGAGUUGAAAGGAAGGUGUCGGGAUUCGGGCGUGGAGUUCCUGAUCCUGGAGGCUGGCCUAGUGACUGGAGGCUGGGCCCCCAAGAGGCUGUGGCCCAGGAGAAGCUGAAGUUGGAAGAAGAGAAGAAGGAGAAACUCGAAAGGCUUAAAAGUUCCAGACUUAAUCUGCAGAAUCUGGCUGACUUGAAAAACUUGGUUCAAAGACGAAGAGAAAAGCGACUGAGACGCAGAGUCCCCCCCAGGGAACCUGAGCCCGUGGUUAAGCCGCAGUCCCAGGCCCAGCUGGAGCCUGUGGACCUGGAGAUGUUCCUGAAGGCAGCUGCUGAGAACCAGGAGGCCCUGAUUGACAAGUACCUGACAGAUGGAGGGGAUCCCAGUGCCCAUGACAAGCUCCACCGCACGGCCUUGCACUGGGCCUGUCUGAAGGGUCACAGCCAGCUGGUGAACAAGCUGCUGGCGGCAGGUGCCGCUGUAGAUGCUCGGGACUUGCUGGACAGGACACCCAUGUUCUGGGCCUGCCGUGGAGGACACCUGGACAUCCUCAAACAGCUGCUUAACCAGGGAGCCAAGGUCAACGCCCAGGACAAGAUCUGGAGCACCCCCUUGCAUGUGGCAGUGCGCACAGGGCAUUGCGACUGCCUGGAGCACCUCAUUGAGUGCGGAGCCCACGUUGAUGCACAGGAUAAGGAAGGGGACACAGCUCUCCAUGAGGCUGUGCGGCAUGGCCGCUACAGAGCCAUGAAGCUGCUCCUGCUGUAUGGAGCCCAGCUGGGUGUGCAGAACAUGGCCUCUAUGACCCCAGUGCAGCUGGCACGAGACUGGCAGCGGGGCAUCCAGGAAGCACUGCAGGCCCAUGUUGGGCAUCCCCGCACCCGGUGCUGACGACAGCCGUGCAGGGUCACUUCCAAUUCCCAUCCCAUCCCCUUUACCCCCACACCUGCACACUCUGUGGUUCUUGCCCCUCAGUCCUGAUUCCCCUUAGGGCUUUGCUUCCUCAGGCCUCCAAGGUGGCUCCCUCAGAGCUGAGGAGCAGCGGCGAGCCCAGCAGGUAGAGAAAGCAGGCCUCCAUGGCUUCAAGCGUUGAGGGGGCCUCAUUGCCUGCUAGGGCUGGAGCUGGGAAGGCUGAGGACCACGGGGUAGCAUAGAGCACAGUGGGUCCAGACAAGGGCCAGGGGGGUGGAGUGUGAGCUAUGCAUGGAACAGAAAGUGAGCAGACCUAAGCCUGGAGCUACCCAGGGCUGGGUGUAGACUUCCUCAGUGUCUACGAACCCUCGGUCUAGGAGAUUGUGCCCUUGCCCUCCAAAGGGUUAGUCUCCAGCAGGUGGUCAUUCAGCCUAUGGCCAGCAGCUACUGUCCAGGACGUACAAGAGGCAACCAAACUAGGCCACACAGGUGCCAGGCAUAUGCGCAGCUGGCUAGUGCUCGUGGGCAGAGGCUUCUCCAGGGUACUCCAUUGCUAUCAGCAGCAACCCUGAUAGCAUCUGGAGCAGCUACAGACAACUUUGGUCUUAAGGACUCUGGAGGUGGGUUCUGGCAAUCUGGAGGGGGCUGUUCAGCAGGUUUGAGGCCCCACAGCAACAGAAGUCCAGUACCAACCAGGUUGCUGCAGAAGCCUUAAGACCAAUAAGCUGAAGCUAACAUUUUAGGAAAACCCUGUGCCCAUUCUGUUCACAGGUUCUGGUCAGACCUGCCUGCUGCCCUGUUGAUGGCUGGCUGGUGGCCCUUACUGUAGGGGUGAAGUGCCUGGGUGCUGGGGAUUGCUUGUGGCCCACCCAAGUCUUGGGGUGGUGGCCCGUAACCCUAGUCUGCCUGAGGCUCUCAUGUUCCCCUAGUACUGGAGCUUGAGCUCUUGCCUGGACCCUGCAACUGCAGCCCACUCUGCCUGAUCCCUCCUGAGGGCAGGACACAGGGGGGCUCUGAACUCAGCCCGCAGGGAAAGCAAGGGAAACCAAAGAGCACAACUCCCCCUGUCCCUUGUCUGCUAAGUGGUGGAUAAUGAGGACCCAGCUUCACACAAGCUCCCUAAAGGCACCUUCCUCUUUCACUGUGGUUAUUUAUUUUGGUGGCUGGCUGGUACGGUCUAACCACCUGUGCUAACUGGCCAGCCCAUUUUCAUUAGUUUCAAGUCUCACUGGUGUAGACCUGUACCACUGGCAGGGCUGAGUCCUUAAAUGCCAGAAAAUGAAUCUUAAAAAGAGCUGUGCUCUAAGUUGAGUAAAGAGCUAAAGGACGAAGGCUCAGCCUCCCCUCACAUGGUUCUGGGUUGAAAUCCAUUUUGCAGAGGUUAUUUAUAGUCUAACUUUGGUGGCCUUAUGGGACCACAAACAAGGCUAUUGUUACUAUGUGAAAAAGCCCACUAGUGCACCACACCAGGGCCCUACACCUUUCCACAGGCAGCCCCUGCACUGUGGUGACAGAGCCAGUGUACAUGCUGAUGCCAUGGGCAAAACAGGCACUCAAAACAAUGGAGACGACAAAUCCUCAUCUAAAAAAUGGGGACACUUAAGUGACAUAAACCUUUUUAUACGGAUAGUUUUUUGUUCAUUAAAACUGGUUGAUUAUCCAGCA